ACCAAAAAAAUAAUUAAAUAACGAUUAAAACCUGAAGAAGAAAAAUGUCUGCUUUUCAUGUCUCAAAGUUAAUCAUCACUACGCAUGUCUCAGCAACUCAUCCGAAAUUCCCCUGUUUUUCACUUUUCCAGAAAUCCCUAUCGUUUCCCAACUCUGUUUCUCAAUCUCAAAGGAAAAUCGCAACCUUUGUUUCUUCAAAAUCUUCGGAAGCAGGAGAGUUGCCGACGGCGGAAGAUGAGUGGCUCAGCAGGCUCCCGGAUAAGAACAAGCCCCUUUACUCUCACAGCUUGCCUUGCAUUGAAGCAUGGCUUAGGAGUUUAGGGUUUUAUCAAAGCAGAGAGGAGCGUGCUGUUUGGUUGAUUGAAAAACCCGAUUGGCAUGCUCAUUUAUCUCUUGAUGUCACUGAUCUUUACAUAAGGUACUUGAAGAAUGGACCUGGGAAUCUUGAAAGAGAUGUCGAAAGGCGAUUCAGUUAUGCAUUGAGUAGAGAGGAUAUCGAAAAUGCAAUACUUGGAGGACCAUAAAGACUUUGAGUUAGUUCCUCCUCGUGUAUAACUUUCAAUCAUAGUGUUUAAGAUGUCUGUUACUUUAUCCACUUCCUAAACUUUGA
This is a messenger RNA of Hibiscus syriacus, 610 nucleotides long. RefSeq lists its product as uncharacterized. The transcript has 2 exons. The record is from RefSeq and is a predicted model, not a curated record. The coding region runs from base 45 to 524 and encodes 159 amino acids. NCBI's taxonomy places the organism in Eukaryota, Viridiplantae, Streptophyta, Magnoliopsida, Malvales, Malvaceae.